UUAAACCACAACUUAUUAUUAGAAAAGUCUGCAACGGCAACCAGUUAAUGUAAAUCCUGAAUGAAUUAGUGUUGGGAUAAUCAUACAAUUUCUUUUGGCUCUUGUGGCCUUCUUAUCAAUGAAAUUUACAGCAUAGAGUUUGUGUUUAAUGGUAGAACGGUGUUAUUGACUGGACAAAAAUAUGGGCAUAUCUCCACCUCACGUUCUGAGGCCGACUUGGCGGCGUGAUUUGAAAGGCAUACGACAAUCCCUCAACAUCAUAAUGCGAGAACACAGAUCCGUACUGGUUUCAACUGUUUCAGAGAUUGGGCAUUUAAAGUUGUACGGCAAAACAUUCGAAAUCUGCGUAACAGCUUCUAACUCUGGUUGUCAGGUCGCCUAACUUUUGUGCUUGUCUUAUUCCCAGUUGUUGUCUAUCGCUUAAAAUAAUUAGUGUAAGUGACCAUAAUGUGUUAAUCGAGUGCCUGGUCUGCCUUUUCUUCAACUUCUCAAGCUCUACUCACAUCCUCCCAACAUUCAAGGUAUCUAGUUUCCCGAUUCUUGGGGAAAUUUGGAAAAAUUGUAGUGGAAAAUUUUUAGCGAACGCGACUGAAAUUUAAAGGUUGGUACAUGGUCUUAAAAAGCACAAGCUAACACAUGUCUGGAGAACUCGAAAAUUUCCCUAAAAUCGGGAGAUUGGCUACAAUCAGGUUGCAAGCGAACCUGUUGAAUGCCAAAUGUGGCGAGACUAUAAUUUAUGGACCAACCGAUCAGAUAUAAGAUAAAAAAGUGAUGAAGUUUGGCACGGAAUUCAUCCAUACAUUUGGCUAAUUAGAGUUUUGGCUUUAUAACUGUCAGUUCGUGAUGAAAACCCUUAAUCUAAUUUAUAACCCUAACCAUCAACUGUAAAUGAGAAUUUUAACUACUUGAUAACCCUUAUUUAGUUAUCGUGAGUAGUUCACGCUCAAGAUCACUUCAUCGUCGCUCAAAGGUCGUCCAUAAAUUAUAGUCUCACCCCAAAUGUUACCCAUCUCGUAUAUAUUUGUAACCUCAAAUUUUGAUUUCUGAUUACUGGCUUCCCAUAAAACUUCAUUCAUGAGAACCUUCACCUUUUUUUCAGUAAAAAUUUUACUAAAGUUUAAAUUUUUAGCAAGUAAAUGAGGUAAACAUAAGCGAGUUUAAUUGAAAUUCUAGGGACAUCCCUUAUGAUAAGUUAGUGUAAAUAUGGUUGGAAAAGUAUAAACAUUGUUUUUCUUUAAUCCGGUGUACAUUACGCAAAGUAUUUUGGGAUUUCCCAGUGAGGUGGAAUUUUUCAAGAUUGGCCCCUCGUCUUCAAAAAUGUCCACUUUCCCUAAAACCAAGUAAAGCAUUAGAAUUAGGGCAUUUCUGGUAUUGAUAGUCCUAAAUACAGGCGAAAUAGUCGAUGCUGUUCCUUUCUACACAGAAGCACUUAGUGUACAAUGUUUUUGCUGGGAGUCAGAAGCCCCAAACUUUCAACUUUCAGACAAAGUUGGUCAAUGAAAAUAUUUGUUUUGAUCAAUACAAUUCAAAACAGUUCCGUUAAUGGUUAUUGUACGGUCUCUGUCAUGUUUCACGAAAUUAUGAUUUCACCUAAUCUGAAAACAAAACGAAGACUCUGACACAAUGACAGCUAAGCUAGCUAUUCCGACGCGUCUCAGACCCGCUGACUUGAGAGAGAAGUCCAAGUUCGGAAAAGGUAAAUAUUCCACAUGCAGCUAAAAGCACGAGUAACUGCGGCAAGUCUGGUCGGAAAUACAUUUAUUUGUAUGUUGAUUCAUACACUCAUUUUUGAUUAAUAAUUAGAUUACAAUCACAUAUGAAAAAUACUUAGUUAUGACAAGUCAUAUGUUCAAUAUAAUUCAUGUUAACUUAAUCCAAGAAUAUCCUAUAUUAUGCAGAAUAAAAUGUCAUGCGGAAAAACAAAACAAAUACUAUAAUGAGUAAUCAUCACAUUGAAUUAAAACGGAAUUAAUGUUGAACAAAAAUCGUCAUGAGUAAAUCAAUCGAAUUUUGACUUUUUAUCCCGUCAUAUCACUUGUAAGUCUUGUGUGAUAAAUCUACCCAUAAAUAAUCAACUUAAUGACACCUAAGUAUAUUAAAUGUAUGGUACCUAAGGCGAGAAUGUACAGUAUAUUCGUAGUUUAUUUCGCCCCUAUCCCCAAUUUUCGGACUUUUCGGACAAUUUGGUUAGUUUUUGAGAAGCCACACCUUGAAUUUUAAGGAUAAUGCCACUAAAAACCUGAAUCUCCUCUGGUCUAUGGUUUUGGCUGAAUUACGCACAUGCUUUGAGGAAACCCAUUGAAUCUUGUUGGGAAAUCCUCAAAGCUUAUAAAUAUAUUGGGGAAAACCCUGAAAUCUCCCCAAAGUUUUGGGAACCCUUUAGAAUUUAUUGGGAAGUUCCCAGAAUUCCCACUGUGUGUGAACGUCUUUUCCUUUUUUUUACAGUUGAAAUCGCGUUCCAUAAAUUUCACGUCAUUCAAAAACUAGUUGCUUAUUAUUGACCACGUUAACGUGUUCGCCUACUCACCUUUAUACAUAAAACCAGUGAAAUAUGUAACUUGAAUAUGUUAUUCUACAAUAAACAGUCAAAUGAACGAUCCUUGUAGGAAAAUAUACGAAGCCACGGUCACAGUUUAUUCACGUUAUCAAACUAAUCCUAUCUUAUCGGCACUUCUAAUAUCUUUUAUAUUUAAGCGUCACAAUAGUUACAUAACUGAUGUGUUAGAAAUAUUAUUGCAGAUUAAUUUAAAAUAAGAAUUUAUACAAAUUUCUGGGAUAAAUGUUUUCUUCAUAUUGUUUACAUUUGGAUAUAUUUGUAGAUUUCCUGUUCCAUUCCGAUUUUUCUCCGUAGUAUUCUGUGAAUAUCGAAACGUUAUUCAUAAUCAGUACAGAAUUAAUAUAAGUACUGCUCCAAUAACAUGACGAAGAAACGCUUGAUGUAAUGAAAUUCACGAAACUUGGAUAUUACGCAUUUUCGACGCAAUGCCACUAGCAAAAGACUUUAGAAACAUAUGAAGCGUAAAGAAAGUUAUGUGACACAAUGUGUAUAGAAUUAAUGGUUUGUAGUGACGUCAGUAAUUGUGAAAUCAUCUAAAAGAUGAAAAUAUGCAGUUAUUAUUAGUUUCUACAUAAGCCUGUGAACACAUACACAUAAGCAACAGUACAUUUUAAUUGCAUUAUGACUACAUUUUUUGGAUUGUCAUACACACGUGCUUUAUCUCUUGCGUCGUGCAACAAAGCCUGGCUCUUAACACCCACCACUUGUGUUGUCUUUUUCAGGACAGAUAGCAGUUUUUAGCUGUGUGUACGAAACAUUUAGCAAAAAAGUGUUUAGUUUUCUUGAAUUACUGCUAGUUAGUUUGUAGUAUCUGUAAUUACUUAUGCACAUUUCGCUUUUAGUCCCAAGUAAGGCAUAAGUACACAUCGGCACGUAAGCUAAUGUCACCUUCAUGGAGUUACGACGAUUACUGUCUAAAUCUUUGUAAACAAUUGUCUCAACUUACAGACUGAUCAAGGAAGUUUCGUCCCUGCAAUCCAGCUCCUAAAUGCUAAGUUCUCUGUGUGUUUUUAAUGGAUAUUCCAAGUUAGCAGAAUCUAUGUUGCAAGUACUUUUGACCUUGACAAAGGUGAAUAGGCAUUGAAUGUCACUGAUUGCUUUAACAAGCAGUGAACAUUGGAUAUUACAAGUACUGGACACAUUGGCGUAAAAUUAAUUAUAAAACUUAUAUGUUAACAAUGUGGGAUUUAGAUAAGGGAGAUGGGGUGAGCACCUUUGUUUUGCAAAGACUGGUUUGUAUGCAUGUACUUAAUAUACAAUUAGUUAUCGGCGAGAAGUUACUAGUUAAGAUACUGACGACUGGAAACCCAACGGAAAUGCAUCCAGCCUCUAUUUUAGCAGCCUGUAAUCCUUCCAAGGUGUACAAGUAGUCAUUGUGUUUUUGUUUUGCCGCUCUGACAACCCUUUAUUACACGUGAUUAUCAAUUUACCUUUUAGGCAUUUCAGACUGACAUAGCAGCGUGUCAUCUGGGCAUGUGUAAACGGCAUUGUAACUGAAGAAUUCUGUAAAUGUCAUAUUUAAUUCGUCAGUUACCUGUAAGUUGUCUGAAAGAAAGAUAUUUUAUGUAUUCACAACUCACCGCAAUAAUGCAGUACAGUCCAUGUUCUCAACAAGCACCCAUCGUCCAGAUUAUUACAAUCCACAAUGUCUUUAAAUGUAACAUUUUCCCUAUGGACAAACAAUUGCUUGUUCAGUAGCCAGCUCUACCGGCUCACCAUUAUUUACUUCCUCUUGUCGUUGAUGACAACAUUAGCCUUAUAUUGAUGUUAAAAUGUUACCCCCAAAUGCCCUAGUGUGAGUGGCCUAUGUUCCUUCACGAAGAGUAACAGGCGUAAGUAAGUAAGUAAGUAAAUGCCCUAGUACGACUAAGGGUAGCGAGAGUCUUCCAAAGCGUGGAUAUAUGGUGUAUACAUCCAUGUUUAGGUCUGAAACUAGCCUGGUUCCAUCGGUUUCACCCUUCACGAGCUCUCAUUAGACGUUGAAGUGUUAUUGAGGCUAAUAUUUUAGACAGUUAAACUGAUUUUUCCGGGAUUGCCACAAGAGGACUUUUGUCUUAUAAACUGGGAUGAUCAGCGGUCUAGACCAGUCAGAUUGGAUCACAUCUGAUUCUCAGAUUUUAGCUAAGAUUCCAGUUAAUUUAACUUCUCAAACUGGACCACCACCCUUAAUAGUCUCAUGGAUCAGUCGAUCAGGCCCUGAUGCUCUUUUUAGAUUAUUUGUAGCCUUCUCAACAUCACUAAAAGUUGGAGAACUUACAUCACGUUUCCAUUUAGCUUGCUUGUAAUUAGUGGGUCCCUAAAUUUGGGCUGUAGGCCGGUUGAACUGUUCCCUAAAGUCCUCUGCCCAUCGGUCCAAUCUUCCGGAUUGAGAGAGGACAAUAGUCCCGUCUUUUUCCCAGAUGGUUUCACUAACAGCCGAAUUUUUAAUACUUGUUUACUUGAUGAGUCUUAAAGGUUGUUUACUGCUACCUAUCUCCUCUGUCUAUUUAAGCUCUUCUGCUUUUGUACCCACUAUUGCUCACGAUCAUUGCCUGGGCUUUUUGUCAGCCUAUAUUUAAGCUGCCUCCGCUCUUCAUCGUGUUUGGAGCCAGAUGAGAUAUGUUUCCGAUCGUCUAUUAAUUUAGUAGACGCCAUUGAAAAGCACUGAGUUUUCCUAACAUUUUGAUUUGAGUUACUAGUAAAUAUCACUUCUGUUUCUACAGCUUUUUGGAUAUUAUACCAAUAUAACUCGUGGUGGAUAUCACUCUCAUGGUUGGCUAGUUCCUUCGCUAGUUGUUCUCGAAAUAUAUUCUUGACUUUUUCACUUUUGAGCUGAACUCUGAGGAGUUUUCUUGCUGUGACUUUUCAAAAUCGUGCCGAUUCUUUAUAGUGACAAGGUCAGGUCAAAUCAAUGACCGUACCUGGAUCCUGUGUGCGCGUUUGCGUGACGUGGCAUUCACCGAUAGCGCGAGAUUCUAGAGUUCUUGCUAGAAAAGCCUAUUUUCCUACCUGACACAAGGUUCGAACAUUAAAAGCCCCAACAUUUAGUUUAGUACGUAGUUUCAGGAGACCAUGAAUAACGUUUUGUUAACUCUAAUCAUUAACAUUGGCACUGCGUGGUGAUAAAGAUAAAUGAGAAGAGUUAAUCUUAGAGAAGGAAGAAUUAUUAAGAGGUGAGGGAGUGAUUCGAUCAUCAGCGAAGUAAUCUCAUGUGCUUAGAGGCGAGCAUUGGUGCAGAUGCUGGUUGUCAAAGGGAAACACUGCUCAACAGUAUGACUUCACCCUUGAGCCUUAUGUUGCUGCUUUUAGUCUUACCGCUCUCCACCCAACCUGCAUGGCAAGUAAGACCUGAAGGAACAUGCUUUCCAGCCAGCAUAGCUCGGUUGUGUUAUCACGGUAGGCACUAAAGUAUAUCACAUGGUACUCGCCUUGAAAAAUUGAUGUCUCCCAAUUUAAGAAAACGUAUAUAGGAUUUGGAUAAUAACCUCAUAAUAGUGUUGGAGUUAAAACACACUUGAAAAAUACAUGUCACAGUGAUCCGCGUAUACAUGGCUAACUAAUGAACAUUUAAGAUGCCUGUUCUACUGCGAACAAACGAUUCAGCGAAGGAAUCAGAUAAGUCAAAACCUAUCUCUGUCCUCUCCCCACAUUAGUUUGCGUGACCAAGCCAGGACCUUCAUUUGCCAUAACUGUGUUAUUAGGUCUAAUACUAGGAAACCUCGAGGCUCUGCACGUGAUAACUUCUUUUGAGAAAACAUAACCUAUAAGAGAUUCAGUCACUAGGUGGUGUCAAAUGAUGUAUCGAUCAAUACAUCGUUUGAUACUUCUACAAACACUUUAUGUUGCUGGCUACUUUUGUCCUAAUAGGGUAAUCAGUUUCAGUCUAAUUUUAAUCCCAAGUCACAUACUUAAGUUCUAACUGCAUGUUCAUCGUACUUUUUCAGGUGUAGAUGGACAUGCUCAGACUAGUCUAUAUCUAAGUUUAAGCAAUGUGCAGUUCGAACACAUUCGGACAGAACUAGUCAGUCGACCAAUUAACCACUUAAAUCGUGUCAUAGAUUUAAGUCUUGCUCCAUCUGUUUCAGUUUGUCCAGCCAGGUAGUUUCAUACUUGAGGUGUGGUUUAAAUCAGCGCAUGAAUCUGCAAUGGGUUCAUAAGUUGUUUCAAAAGAUGCCUGUGUAGUAUUGUACAUUUUUUUGGAUAGUUGCUGGUGAAACAUACCAAUUUACGACGAUGCGAAGAUCUAGUACUUCUAGGUUUUUAAUGUAUCUCUAGCUUACUUAAGCUUGUAUUAACUGAAUUUCUUCAAGUAUAUAGCGUAACAAGCAAGUCAGAACUGUUAUCGUUUACAUCGUAUCUUUCAUUACUUGGUUACUUAAUAGUUUACUUUUUUUAGAAUCCGGAAGUAAAUUCCAAUAUAUCCUAUUUCCUCUUUGUUAAUAUAUUACAGGCAUAACUAUUCAAAUCUAGGGAAAACAAAGUGCUCUAAGCUAUGUUGGAACAAAGUGCCAAUGUCUCACCUUUUACGCCAAGGGAAGACAAAACCUGUUGGAUUUGUUUGAGUUCUGAAGUAGACGGUAACUCAGCCAACUUAUGGAGCAGACCUUGUCGCUGCCGUGGCGCACUGAAAUGGGUUCAUCAAACGUGUCUUCAAAGGUGGAUUAGUGAACAACAACACAGCAGAGGAGAAUCGAAUUCUAUUUCAUGUCAGAUAUGUAAUACACCAUAUAUAAUAGUUUAUCCUGAUUGCGGAUUUUUCUAUGAUUUUCUUCAGUCUGUUGACCAAAUUACUCGCUCUCUAUCAUUUGUUCUUACUGGUGGAAUUAUUUUCGGCUCAUUUUACUGGUCUGCUGUAACGUACGGAGCUGUAACAGUAAUGCAAGUUUAUGGACAUCGUCAAGGUUUACAAGCUAUGCGGCUCACAGAUCCUCCUCUUCUACUGCUAGGUCUCCCGACUAUUCCUUUGUGUCUUGUUUUGGCGAAAGCAGUUCAAUGGGAAAGUAGACUGCUUAUGUUAUGGAGGAACCAUAUAAGUCGUUUACCCUUUAUUCAGCUGUUCAGACGCAAAGAUCUUCCAACCUGGCCUGUUAAUGAUGUUGAUAUAGAACUACGCCCAGAACUCUCUGAUAUACCUCGUUUAUUUUGUAGUGCAUUAGCUCUUCCAACAAUAUCUACCGUUCUGGGACACUUAUUAUUUAAACGAGUGCAGUCUGCUACACACAGAGUUCUCCUGGGUGGUUUGACGUAUCUUGGAGUGAAAGGGCUACUGACUAUAUAUUAUCAAGAGUUGCAAUAUAUCCGUAUAUGCUAUAGACAAUGUGAAUUGAUUAUUGUUGCCGAUGCAUAG
This is a messenger RNA of Schistosoma haematobium, 7883 nucleotides long. Its product is annotated as E3 ubiquitin-protein ligase march5, variant 2. Lineage: Eukaryota; Metazoa; Platyhelminthes; Trematoda; Strigeidida; Schistosomatidae. The record is from RefSeq and is a predicted model, not a curated record. The coding region runs from base 7029 to 7883 and encodes 284 amino acids. Gene Ontology annotation, molecular function: zinc ion binding. The transcript is spliced from 6 exons.